This is a messenger RNA of Pomacea canaliculata, 636 nucleotides long. RefSeq names its product probable chitinase 10. Gene Ontology annotation, cellular component: extracellular region. The transcript is spliced from 5 exons. Gene Ontology annotation, molecular function: chitin binding. The record is from RefSeq and is a predicted model, not a curated record. The coding region runs from base 154 to 636 and encodes 160 amino acids. Lineage: Eukaryota; Metazoa; Mollusca; Gastropoda; Architaenioglossa; Ampullariidae.
AGACAUGUUGUGUUAUCAGAACAAGACAGAACAUGGAGAGCCAUCUGCGAGGAUCCCACACCAGGGAAAUGCUUUGUAGGCGACAUUACAUUUCUGCCAGGCUUCCUGCAAAGUAAGCUUGAUCAUCUAGCUGUGUAGUAUACACACUGCAAUAUGCUGCGGUCGUUGCCUGCUUGUGUGGCUGCACUUGUGGCUGUGAUUGUGGCAGGACAAGUAUCAGGGGUGGACAGUCAGGGCCUUUUUGUCGCCGGCCUCACCUCGCAGUUCCAAAUCAACUGUUUGAGUCUACCUGACAACUACUACCCUGACCCACACUCAUGUCACCACUACUACAUCUGCAACAACCAGAUUGCGUACAGAGUGCAGUGUGAAACAGGAUUUUUGUACAACCCAGAGACAAAGCACUGCGACUGGCCAUCCAGAGUCCACUGUGAGAUUGCUCCUUUGGGAGGCAUCCAGUCUACUACCCUUCCACCUGUGACCCAAACUACCCCACCCAUACAACUACUAGCCAAGCUCAACUGCUCCAAAUGUUUUGUUCCACAAAACAAGAUGGCACUUACCGUGACCCCAGUGACUGUCACAAGUACAUUGAGUGCACCAGGGGCCAUGGACACCAAAGUAGCUGUCCCCUGA